Alnus glutinosa is the source of this 1683-nucleotide messenger RNA. Its product is annotated as O-fucosyltransferase 28-like. The transcript is spliced from 8 exons. Bases 1 to 1683 code for a protein of 560 amino acids. NCBI's taxonomy places the organism in Eukaryota, Viridiplantae, Streptophyta, Magnoliopsida, Fagales, Betulaceae. The record is from RefSeq and is a predicted model, not a curated record. Gene Ontology annotation, cellular component: cytoplasm.
AUGACAAGAAGGCGGGUGUUUGAAAGCACAGAAGGACAGCAUCCUUGGCAAUCUGAUAUGAAAAACAAUGCGUUUUUUCGAAGGAAAGUGCGGCCUUUUCCGGAGCUCUUCAGGCCGGGCCGUCGGCUUUAUGGGGGUUUGAUGCUUCUAGGUUUUCUUUCCCUGCUUGCAAAGUUUGCCUUGAUAAGUACCUUUCACGAAUUGAGUAUGGGGGAGAACCGUUUUCGAACCAGGCUUAAAGAUGUGUCAGCAGUUACAAACAAUGUUGUGUUUGAGGAAGACGUCGAAGUGGGUACUACGAGUACAAGGAUAUUGUCGCCGGAGAAGUUCCCGUUGAGGUCUAAUUUUGUGGCCCCGACUCCGGAAAUUUGGAUGCAGCCAGAUGGUGGCAACUACUAUAAAUGUAUCAACCCUUCGGCCGAAGAAAGAAGGAGUGGAAGUGAAACAAACGGUUACAUUCUAGUACAUGCAAACGGGGGAUUGAAUCAAAUGAAAACUGGGAUAAGUGACAUGGUUGCCGUGGCAAAGAUUAUGAAUGCCACUCUGGUUCUUCCUUCUUUAGAUCACAGUUCUUUUUGGACUGAUCCAAGUGACUUUCAAGACAUUUUCAACUGGAAGAAUUUCAUUGAAGUUUUGAAAGAUGAUAUUGAUAUUGUAGAGUCUCUCCCAAAACAGUUUGCAGCAGUUGAUCCCCCCACCAAGCCCCCGGUUUCUUGGUCGAAGCCCAGUUACUAUAGAGGCGAGAUGGUUUCAUUAUUAAAGCGACAUAAGGUUCUCAAAUUUACCCGUACUGAUUCUCGCCUUGCUAAUAAUGGUCUUGCUGGUUCCAUCCAAAUGCUCCGCUGCCGGGCAAUGUAUGAGGCUCUCAGGUUCACCCCCAAAAUCGAAGAUCUUGGGAAAAAGUUGGUCAACAGGCUUAGGAAUAAUACUAACCCAUAUAUUGCACUUCAUUUAAGAUAUGAAAAGGACAUGCUCGCCUUCACAGGCUGCGAUCACAAUCUUACCAAAGCUGAGUCUGAGAACCUCUGGAAAUUGAGGAGGAGCGUGUCGCAUUGGAAGGACAAAAAGAUUGAUGGCAGAGAGCGGCGAUUACAAGGAGCAUGCCCUAUGACCCCGAGAGAGGUUGCCGUGUUCCUUGAGACAAUUGGUUAUCCUUCUGACACAAAAAUUUACAUAGUUGCCGGGGAAAUUUAUGGUCAAAAUGGGAUUAAGCCACUGCAAGCAAAGUAUCCCAUCAUCUUCUCCCACUUCAAUUUAGCUACAGAGGAAGAGUUAAAACCUUUUAAACACUGCCAGAACCAACUUGCUGCCUUGGACUAUAUUGUAGCGCUAGAAAGUGAUGUUUUUGUCUACACCUACGAUGGCAAUAUGGCUAAGGCAGUCCAGGGUCAUAGGAGAUUUGAAGGUUUUCGGAAAACCAUCAGCCCUGACAAACAACAUUUUGUGAAGUUGAUCGAUAAAUUGGACAAGGGGUUGAUAUCUUGGGAAGAUUUUUCAGCCAAGGUUAAGAACUUACAUAAAAAUAGGAUUGGAGCACCAUAUCCUAGGCUUGCCCGAGCUUCCCAUAAGCAAGAGGAGACUUUCUAUGCAAAUCCUUUUCCUGAUUGCAUUUGUGACAAGUCCGAAGCAGAAGAGAACAAUAAGUACCGUAAAGUAGACCUAACACAGUAUUGGAUCAACUAA